AUGCAGUUCUUUGGCGGCUCGUCGCUGACGUCGGUCGCGCCGGAGGUGACCCCAGCCCCGGCGGCGCCCCCCGGCACGGGCACGGGCGCCAGCGCGCAGGUCCUCUACGUCUUCAACCGCAACGGCGUCUGCCUGCUCUACCGCGAGUGGCACCGCCCGCUCCGCACGCUCGACCCCACCCAGGACCACAAGCUCAUGUUCGGACUCCUCUUCUCCCUUCGCUCCUUCACCGCCAAGAUCGACCCAACCACGUACGUCCUGCUUCUCGAUCUUCUAGCACUCCUCGUGUGA
Molecule: messenger RNA, 291 nt
Organism: Miscanthus lutarioriparius
Lineage: Eukaryota; Viridiplantae; Streptophyta; Magnoliopsida; Poales; Poaceae
Source: the annotation of a GenBank genome assembly